AUGCCAGUAGAUCUCUCUUCUGACUGUGAUUGUCCCCACUGUUUGAAUUGUGUUCAGAGUGACUCUGAGUGGAAUCUUGAUUCCAGGAGUAGAAGUCAUUACUCUUUACCUUAUAGAUCAGGGAAGAAAUCCAAGCCUUCUCCCAGCACACAGAACUUACUUUUUCAAAGUUGUUCCAAGCUGGAGGAUGAGAACAAAGAAGAUCCAGUGUUUGUUGCCACCCAGAAGAAAAGCUCUAUGGGGUUUUCUCAGAAAUAUCGUAGUCUAAGCUCUGAGGAUGUCAAAAAGAAAUUGAAACCAGUGGGUGAGAUGACUAUUCAAGAUUUACUAAAGGAAUUUGGAGAUUGUGGGACGAUUCACCCGAACUCUAUGUCUGUAGGCCACUUUAGAGAUCAGGUAGUUGUGAAGUUCAGAAGGGCUCUGUAUUAUUCUGGAAUAUGGGUGAAAUAUGUCCAAGGCUACAAAUUUGAUAAACACUUGUCUGCUAAUUAUUUCCAAAAAAAUCCUGGAAGCCUCCACCGGCUAGUCCCCUGGCUGAAAAGGGAAUUAACAGCUGUUUAUGGCAAUUAUGGAUACACAGUGAAGAAUAUUCUGAGUGCUAUCCUUCGUCACAUGACAGAAUAUGAUUUGGAUAGUGGUUCCUUCAUUCACCUUCUGGAACCAUAUCUCCAACAACAUACCCAUCAUUUUCUACAUGAGUUUAUCAGUUUCGUUCACUCACCUUACAAUAUGGAAACCUAUGACCAGCGAGCCAUCUAUCAAUGCAAUCCUACUUCCACGUGGGUGCAAAAUGAGGCCAGAGCUUCAGCUCCUGCUUCUUUUUGGCCUGAGGACUGUGCUCCGAAUGCAACUCAGUAUGACACAAAGCAGUCUCAGAACACCCAAGUUCAAUGGAAUCGUGAGGAGAGGCCUCAGUCUGGAAGGAAAGCAUUUCCAAAUGGCAACUCUUCCUUGAAAAAUGCUAAAAUUCCCCCAGUCCAUCAGGAAACAGCAAGCAACAUCCAUGUUUGUACCAAAGACAAACUAAAAUCAAAUGGUCACAAAGGCAUAGUUUCUAAUAAUAAUGAUACAAUGCUUACUUGGUCUAUCCCAAGGAAAAAAGUCCCAGGUACAGUGGAUUGCAAAAAUUAUGCUCAGGAGAAAAAGGAAGAAGGGAUGAAAUUGUUUCCUGGUCAUGCUGAGGAUCUACAAAAGAGUGAAACACCGAACUACAACUUCAGUACUCGAGAAAGUUCCAAUGAAGCACAACCUCGGAAGUUCACCCAAAGAGAAGAAAAGGCUGGGUGCACUGGACAGAGAAUACAUUUCCUGACAAAAGAAGGAGAAGGACAUAAAUAUACCAAAUAUUCGCCCAAGAGUUUUCAAAGAUGGCUCAGAGGAAGAUCCUUGACAAAUUGCAAAUGCAAAGAGAAAGACCGCUUUUGGAGUUGCCUCCCAGAAAAUUUCUUUUCUCCUAAAAGAGGUGCUAGAGAGCUGAGUUCUCGCAGAAAAAAGAGAAAAAAGUGCAGACAGUCCCCACAAUUUGCCAAAUUCGGUUCACAUUUCAGCAGAACCCCCAAAAGACAAUCAAAACGCAGUAGUCACCGAUCUAAAUCCUUGAGUGUCAGGCCUAGAAAGAGAUCUACAAGCAGAGAAUUGAGUGACUUCUCACUGGGAGAAAGUCAUGAAAGUGAGCACAGCUCCCUGCAUAUGUGCUGUGACUGGUCAAAAGAAGAGAAUGCGUGUGGCUGUGAAGCGAAUAGCAGAAGGGCAUCCUUCCCUCUCCUACUCGUUACGCUUCCUUCAACUUCUAGGAAGAAGCCUGACUUGCCUUCUAAAUGUGAAGAUGCUUCCCAACCCAGAAGCAACUGUAGCUGCGUCACUUGCCCACAGCCUGGGAUACAUAGAUCCCCUAGUAAACAGGACAUGAAGCCCCAAAUCCUGUUUCCUCAAGCCAGAAAAACGAGGUGCAAAAAGACUGAUUGCCAUUGUGCAGAUAUGAAAAGCAUGGUGGAGGAGGCUGGUGAAUUGCGGGACCUGGAUGAUAAAAAGGAAAUGGACCAUCUUCCUGGAUUUGUACCUUUCUGCAAGAGGAAAAUCCACAAAAGCCAGAAUUCAAGUCUUCAGAGACAUGGAAGUGUCCAAAACGAACACAGGAGAGACCUGGCAUCAGAAAGAUAG
This is a messenger RNA of Perognathus longimembris pacificus (Pacific pocket mouse), 2160 nucleotides long. RefSeq names its product E3 ubiquitin-protein ligase Topors-like. Gene Ontology annotation, molecular function: ubiquitin protein ligase activity. The transcript has a single exon. The record is from RefSeq and is a predicted model, not a curated record. NCBI's taxonomy places the organism in Eukaryota, Metazoa, Chordata, Mammalia, Rodentia, Heteromyidae. Bases 1 to 2160 code for a protein of 719 amino acids. Gene Ontology annotation, biological process: protein polyubiquitination; protein monoubiquitination.